Molecule: messenger RNA, 630 nt
Organism: Lentinula edodes (shiitake mushroom)
Lineage: Eukaryota; Fungi; Basidiomycota; Agaricomycetes; Agaricales; Omphalotaceae
Exons: 2
Coding region: 1-630 (209 amino acids)
Biological process (GO): regulation of cyclin-dependent protein serine/threonine kinase activity
Cellular component (GO): cyclin-dependent protein kinase holoenzyme complex; nucleus
Molecular function (GO): cyclin-dependent protein serine/threonine kinase regulator activity; protein kinase binding
Source: RefSeq, a predicted model, not a curated record
AUGGCUACUUCUACCUAUCUCACUGAAAGUCCUACCCAUUCCACUGAAAAUUCUCCUGACGGCAAAUAUGAGUAUGUCCCGGUUGACACAUUCCUCGACAAAGUUUUGAAUGCAACAAUCGAUGAACAUAUCAUUGGCAAGUGGCUCUUAUUUGAAGCACCGCGUUACACAUGCUUAUUAGUGAUAAUGUUCUUAGAAUACCUAAAAUCACUUACUUUUGAAGUUGUCGAUGCGGGCAUGACAAAAUUGCUUUAUCGUCCCUCAAGCAUCGGCAUUUUUUUCUCUUCACUUAUCAAAAGAAUUAUACGCCGAGCAGGAGUAUCGAUGUCUACCAUAAUUCUCGCAAUUAUUUAUCUAAAAAGAGCGAGCCAUGAUAUUGUAAUUGGAGACCAUGCAAAAUUCGUUGCGGAAAGAGUGUUUUUAGGAGCACUUAUUCUCAGUGCAAAGUAUUCCACAGACAGCGCUAUCCCCAACAAUCAUUGGGUCAGCGCUGCUGAGGUCUUUAGCCUCCAAGACAUUAACAACAUCGUAGAGCAAUUUCUAGUUGUUCUCAACUGGGAUUUGUCGCACACUGAAUCUGAUCUACUCAAGGCUGCACUCAAUGUUUAUGCUGUUAGGAUUCAAUCCUGA